Molecule: messenger RNA, 3759 nt
Organism: Castor canadensis (American beaver)
Lineage: Eukaryota; Metazoa; Chordata; Mammalia; Rodentia; Castoridae
Gene: Rbbp5
Product: RB binding protein 5, histone lysine methyltransferase complex subunit
Cellular component (GO): Set1C/COMPASS complex
Molecular function (GO): protein binding
Source: RefSeq, a predicted model, not a curated record
UUGGACGUGGGGCUUAGAAGCAGGCGGGGGAGAAGGAGUUGUUGCCGGAGCUGAGACCAGGCGGCCGGAGUCCGCAGGGAUGAACCUCGAGUUGCUGGAGUCCUUUGGGCAGAACUAUCCAGAGGAAGCCGAUGGAACUUUGGACUGCAUCAGCAUGGCCCUGACUUGCACCUUUAACAGGUGGGGCACACUGCUUGCAGUGGGCUGUAAUGAUGGCCGAAUUGUCAUCUGGGAUUUUCUGACAAGAGGCAUUGCUAAAAUAAUUAGUGCACACAUCCAUCCAGUCUGUUCUUUAUGCUGGAGUCGAGAUGGUCAUAAGCUUGUGAGUGCUUCCACUGAUAACAUAGUGUCACAAUGGGAUGUUCUUUCGGGCGACUGCGACCAGAGGUUUCGAUUCCCUUCACCCAUCUUAAAAGUCCAGUAUCAUCCACGAGAUCAGAACAAGGUUCUCGUGUGCCCCAUGAAAUCUGCUCCUGUCAUGUUGACCCUUUCAGAUUCCAAGCAUGUUGUUCUGCCGGUAGAUGAUGACUCUGACUUGAACGUGGUGGCGUCUUUUGAUAGGCGAGGGGAGUAUAUCUAUACAGGAAAUGCAAAAGGCAAGAUUUUGGUCCUAAAAACGGAUUCUCAGGAUCUUGUUGCUUCCUUCAGAGUAACAACUGGAACAAGCAAUACCACAGCCAUUAAGUCAAUUGAGUUUGCACGGAAAGGAAGCUGCUUUUUAAUCAACACAGCUGAUCGGAUAAUCAGAGUUUAUGAUGGCAGAGAGAUCUUAACCUGUGGAAGAGAUGGAGAGCCUGAACCCAUGCAAAAAUUACAGGACUUGGUGAAUAGGACCCCAUGGAAGAAAUGUUGCUUCUCUGGGGAUGGGGAAUACAUAGUGGCAGGCUCCGCCCGGCAGCAUGCCCUGUACAUCUGGGAGAAGAGCAUUGGCAACCUGGUGAAGAUCCUCCAUGGGACGAGAGGAGAGCUCCUCCUGGAUGUAGCUUGGCACCCUGUGCGACCCAUCAUAGCAUCCAUUUCUAGCGGAGUGGUAUCCAUUUGGGCCCAAAAUCAAGUAGAAAAUUGGAGUGCAUUCGCACCAGAUUUCAAAGAGUUGGAUGAAAAUGUAGAAUAUGAGGAAAGAGAAUCAGAGUUUGAUAUUGAAGAUGAAGAUAAGAGUGAGCCUGAGCAAACAGGGGCUGAUGCAGCAGAAGAUGAGGAAGUGGAUGUCACCAGUGUGGACCCCAUUGCCGCCUUCUGUAGCAGUGAUGAAGAGCUGGAAGAUUCAAAGGCUCUGUUGUAUUUACCCAUUGCCCCUGAGGUAGAAGACCCAGAAGAAAAUCCUUAUGGCCCCCCACCGGAUGCAGUUCAAACCUCCUUGAUGGACGAAGGGGCUAGUUCAGAGAAGAAGAGGCAAUCUUCUGCAGAUGGGUCCCAGCCACCAAAGAAGAAGCCCAAAACCACCAAUAUAGAACUGCAAGGAGUGCCAAAUGAUGAAGUCCAUCCACUACUGGGUGUGAAGGGGGAUGGCAAAUCCAAGAAGAAGCAAGCUGGCCGGCCUAAAGGAUCAAAAGGUAAAGAGAAAGAUUCUCCAUUUAAACCGAAACUCUACAAAGGGGAUAGAGGUUUACCUCUGGAAGGAUCAACGAAGGGUAAAGUGCAGGCGGAACUCAGCCAGCCCCUGACAGCAGGAGGAGCAAUCUCAGAACUGCUAUGAAGACUUUGAAGAUCUUCGUUCUUCCCCACUUUGCCAUCAGGUGGCCUCUGGACAGUGUGGGCAGUCAUUUGAGAUAGACUUUAAUUUAAAACAAAGGCCUGUGCCUCCCACCCAGGAGGUGGAAGGAGUGAAUUUUAUGUGUGAAUGAAGAAGUGAAUUAUGGACGAAGAGCAUACAUCCUUUGCCUUCCCUUUCAAGCAUAGUCCAAAUAGGCUCUCAGGAAUGAGGAUUUAUGAAGACAUUGCAUAGGAGAUUUGACUCAUUUAAACUUCUAACACUUGGUUGAGUUGCUGGAGAAAAGAUAACCUACAUUUUGCUCAUCUAACCAUUGAAUCCAGCAUCUUUGUGACAUGUCAUUUCCUGUCUCCUAUUUGCCUUCUAUCCUCAGUGCAUGUCCUUGAGUGACUUGUCCUUAUCCCAGGAAACCUUCUGUUGCAUAUUCUCUUUCUUUCAUUUUUAAACUUCCCCUCUCCCAGAUGCCUACUGUAUUUUCAUAUUGUGUACAAAGGUUAGUCAGAAAAGAAAGUGCUUGAAAGAUUUCAAAUUUGCAGGAAAGGCAGAAAGAUAAGAAGGCCCCUCUUCCUAUCACACCACAUUUUGCUCAAGAAGUUGGGCUCUAAGGAUUCAGGGUUUUUCCUUGCAUUGCAUGUUUUCUUCCAAUAUUGGUUCAGUCUUAUUAAUCAUGGUGUUUGAAGAUAAUUAGUUUUAUGCAUUUCCAGCAAAGAAUCAUCAGUAGUUUCUAUUACUUUAUCUGUGCUGGCUUCCAGAGUUGGAAACAAACCAAGGUGUUUUCCCACAAGCUUCUUUUUUUUGUGGGGGUACCUAUGUGAGGACUGAAGUGAAACCUCCAAAAUCAAAGCAGCAGAACUUCAUUCAAAUCAAAGAUCAAGGUACAUUAUUUUUAUCAUUGCCGGUGGAAACCUGUUCCCAGCAGCCAUUGCAUUUUUUCCCUUCUCAUAGCCAGGCUCCUUUUCUUCACUGUGUUUUCAGUCCCUUCCUUUCUGUGAAAGGUUGCUAGCUUUUUUUUUUCUUUUUCCUUUUUUCCCUUUCUUUGUUUUUGAGUUUACUCUUCUUUAAAUAAAAAAUAUCAGAUUGGAUGGAUGUGUACAUUAAGUGUUUGAAAGUUUCUGAAAAUUCAAAGUCAGGAAACCAGGUAUGGAAAGGGCUUAGUAACCUCUCUCUGAGUAGAGCUGUUAGCUGACCAGAAGUGCUUACUUACCCUGUAUCAUAGUUUCUCAGUGCUUUCAAAGGAGAGUUUAAAUAGUAUGCUGAUUGCAAAAUCUCUUGUCAGUUGGUAAUGCUCCUUUAGGUAGCCAAACACUUUGAUUACUUUUCAAAUUGUAGGAAAGAAAUCAAAGAACAUCAGGAAGAGCCUCUUUCUCCCAGCCUGUCCUUGAGAGCAUAUAUAUUUUCCCUCUAGAAGUUGGAGAAAGAGCUCUUUCUGAGUCAGUUGCAAAAUGUCUGUUUCAGUUGCCACCGCCCCUUCCUCAAGUGCUCAUUUUAUGAAUUUCAUGUGAGUUAGACCAAUGGUUUCGAUUGGUAGGUGGCUCACAGUCAUGUUUUUGUUUUGCAGACAUACUCAUUCCAGGUCUCUCUGCACUGCAUGCACACAGCAGUAAUGUGCAAGCUGUGAUAUGAGGGUUUUGCCUUAUUUCCAUGUGUGAGGUGGCUUGCUUCCCUCCACCCGUGCAUCUUGAUGCCUGUGCUAUGUUCACUUCCUCAACUGGCUACUGAGAAGAAUAACUUAAGCCCUGUCAGAUUGUCUCUGGCAGCAGCUCCUAAUAAUUGUUUAGGCUUUUGGAAUUAUUUUUUCAACUCCUAAAACCUUCUACCCACUUCAGUUUGAAUUUCUCAAUUUGUGUAAUAUAUGUAUAUUCUUGUCUUCCCUUUUGCCAUCUUCUCCUUGUCCACUAUUUUGUUUUUUAAAAUGUUCCGUAGUUUUGUACAAGAUGAGACUUAGCCUUGGGUACUUCUUGCUGAAGCUUUAAUGCUUUGUAAAUAAAAUUGGAUGUUUAUUAAACAACAGUGUAGGCAUUUGUUUGUAAAUACUGAUUACUUCUGGA